Molecule: messenger RNA, 2050 nt
Organism: Camponotus floridanus (Florida carpenter ant)
Lineage: Eukaryota; Metazoa; Arthropoda; Insecta; Hymenoptera; Formicidae
Product: leucine-rich repeat-containing protein 70
Exons: 6
Coding region: 125-1981 (618 amino acids)
Molecular function (GO): protein binding
Source: RefSeq, a predicted model, not a curated record
UAGGAAGCAUCAAGGCGCAGAUAACAUAGUUAACGAAAUCCAGUUUCCUUCGAACCAGCGUGCUGUUAAUGGUUUCUAAGUAUUGUGCUUUGUUUUAAAAUCAAAGUUUGUAAAGUGAGACGAUAUGGCAUUCAUCCUCUUAUUUCUCGUCGUUUUAUCUUUGGAUCAAUGUAUAGGACAAAUUAUUGAUAUCGGUGGUGUGUGGGAGAUAAGAUGCCCACAGGGAUGUACUUGCGAGAUCCAAAAAUUCUCUGAUCUGCCUCUACACCAAUGGAUUGACAGAGAUAAAGAUCAAAAUGUAUCCUCCGAUGAUGUCGAUUUUAAUAUGGAUGAUGAGGAGCAUUCCAUGGCUCAUGAAUUAAUGAAAAUAGCAACGUGCGUGAUUGUUGAGAAUCCUGAUGAACUUUUGGCUAAACUUCCUUCAGAUAUACAGGUUUUAACAUUACUUGAAUCGGGCAAUGGGAACGCCGAUAUUCUUCUGCAAGCUACUAUAUUCCAGCGCUUCACCGAGUUGGUAUCAUUAGAUGUUCAAGGGAUAGAUUAUAGCGAUCCUUCUAUAAAGGAGGCGAAUAAUUACAAGGAAAAAGGCGGUAUUCGUCUCUCAUCCGAUGCUUUGUAUCCUCUAGGAUCUACCUUGUUGUAUUUAAAUUUGGAACGAAUUAAAUUGUCAAACUUAAAUUUGCCAAAUAAGAACAAGGCAAAUUUGGUGAUCAAGCCAAUGAAUUCUCAGGAAACCGAAGCGAUUGACGACAAUCGAAUCGCCGUAAGUAAUGUCAGCCAGCACAAAGGACACAGACUCAUCUUUCUGAGUCAGCAGAAUAGCGACGACAAGGAAAUAUUGCCAUACGAUCUGUAUAAACAAGAAUUGGAGGGCUAUAGAGAAAAUGUUGAGCUGUUCGCUGCGCUCGGCGCAUUAACGCAUUUGAGGGUGUACGGUUGCGCCCUGAAAGACAUAUCCUGGCAUAUGUUCGACGGUCUCAAUAGCCUUCUUUAUCUUUCACUGGAAAAAAAUAGUUUAAAGUUCAUACCGGAAUUUUGCUUCUACGGUACGCCGAACUUGAGAUGGUUGUCACUGGCGAGUAAUGAGUUAUUGACAUUGAAGAGUGUAGACUUGGCAGGAUUACUUAUGUUGGAACACCUGGACUUGCGACAAAAUAACUUGACUUUUCUAUCGGAAUUAUCAUUUCCGCCUUUUCCGGCGUUGAAGAGCGCUGAUUUUACAGAGAACCCUUUGGAUUCCAUUUUUCCAAGUACUUUCGAGAUUAUGAAUACGACGAUAAAACUGUAUCUCGGAGGCACGACGUCAAAAUUAACACUGCAAAAGAAUUCGUUACUUGGUCUACGUAAAGCUGAGAUAUUAUAUCUAUAUAAUUUAGAUAUACUCUUAUUAGAACGUUUCAUACUACAAGGAUUGCCAGCGUUGACGCAUCUCAAAAUGCGAGGAAACAUCACGAAUAUCGAUUUCGAUGCAUUUGUCGAUCUUGCCAAUCUGUUGGAUCUGGAUCUAAGUUCUUGUCACAUUGAGAGAAUUUCCAUGGAUGCUUUCUACGGUUUAGAGAAAGUUAGAAGAAUCGACCUAUCGAAAAACGAUCUCGAAUCCAUACCCCCAGGUUUAUUCGUCGCUCAACAACAGAAGGAGCUGAGAGAAAUUAUACUUACAGGGAACAAAUUAACUUCGUUACCUUUGGAUUUUUUUAAAAAUCUUAGACUGCCAACUAAACAAAUACAACAGAUACAAAAUAUAAGAUUGGAUGAGAAUCCUUGGGAUUGCACGUGUCUCAUGAUCAAUUGGAAUCCUCAUCUAGUGAACAGAAAUAAGGAGACAGCUCCGCGAUGUUCAACGCCGAAGCGAUUACAGAAUUGGGGAAUUUUUCAUGCAUUGCGCAAAGGUGGUUUACAAUGCAGAAGUCCGAAGAAACGAUACCUUCAAAAGUUUUUGAAAACAAGAGGAGAGUUUGAAGAGCAUAAUGAUAUCAGUUAGUCAAUUUCCAAUUUUUUGCAAAUUGUAUAUGUUGAUAAAAUGCAGAACGGAAAAAAAAAUAUAUCAUAA